AUGAAUAACACAAGAUUGAAGAGGUUGAUGAAACCGGUGAUAGAUGAAUCAGAGUUUGGGUGGAGUUGCUGGUCCCAGAUCUUGGAAACCUUACCUCUUCCAAAUAUCAAGUGGAUUUGUCCAACUGCUCCUACUCGUCCAGUAGCUAUAUUUGGAGGAUUUCCUUCCUCUGCCUGGUUUGAUGUUGGAGAUAUUUCAGAAGAUGCUCCUGAUGAUUUGGAUGGGUUAGAUGCCUCAGCAGCACAUGUUGCGAAUCUCUUGUCAACGGAGCCUGCCAAUAUUAGACUAGGUGUUGGUGGCUUCAGUAUGGGUGCUGCAACUGCUCUUUACUCUGCUACAUGCUGUGUCUUGGGGCAAUACGGGAAUCGAAAUCCUUACCUAGUUAACUUAAGUGCAGUUGUUGGUUUGAGUGGCUGGCUUCCAUGUUUAAGGACCCUGAGGAACCAGGUGGAAGGAUCACACGAGGCUGCAAGGCGUGCAGCAUCCUUGCCCAUUCUGCUCUGUCAUGGCCUAGCUGAUGAUGUAGUUGCAUAUAAACAUGGAGAGAAAUCUGCGAAAGCCUUAAGUUCAGCUGGAUUUGGAAAUUUAAGAUUUAGAACCUAUGAUGGGCUUGGCCACUACACAAUUCCUGAAGAAACUGAUGAAGUUUGCAACUGGCUCACCGCAAGAUUGGGCCUUGAUGGGUCCGAAUCAUAAUUUUGGAAGAAGUUGGUGAGGAGGCAGGGGUAUACGUGUGGAAGUAACACAAAAGCAUAGCAAUAAGACACAUAAGAGCAGCUUAGUUCAGCAAGUUGGCAUGGGGGUAUGGUAUACUUGCAUUGUUCCUCCAAUUAUUCUCACAUGGUCUUGAGUUUCUUCUUUUUUUUUUCCUCUCAAAAUAAAAGCUUGUUCCAAAUGGAUCACUCUUGUAUUUGGUCUUGGAAGUAGCAAAUGGAUCACUCGCAAAUUUGGUUGUGAAAUCAAGGGCAUUCGUUGCUGAUAUUUCUCUUUUCCGUUGUUUUCUUUUGGGGGUGUCCUAUUUUCUUUUUGGUGGUUUUCUUCUUGUUUGAGUUAUGUUUAGGUGAUGUAAUUGAUACCCUUGAGGGUGCUA
This is a messenger RNA of Ilex paraguariensis (yerba mate), 1090 nucleotides long. The record is from the annotation of a GenBank genome assembly. NCBI's taxonomy places the organism in Eukaryota, Viridiplantae, Streptophyta, Magnoliopsida, Aquifoliales, Aquifoliaceae.